AAUGGAAGGCUUGGCCUUUGGAAGAAGAGAAGGGAGCUGGACUGCUUGCUUCGACUCCAGCACCAGCAGCACGGCAGCACCAGGCUCCGUCGCCGUCGUCUCCUCCGCCGACUUGCCUGCCUCCCAAAUCGUCGUCUUCUCUCCCUCUGCUCAGAUGGAUUGACUUGGCUGUAGCCCAGCCAAAUCAAAGCCCCCGCCGCCCCAUGCCUCGCCGCCGCCGGCGAUGGGCGAUGUCCCGCUCCCAUCUCCCUCUCUCCCCGAGAUGACCCCGCGCCGCCGCCGCGAGCCCUCCGAGCCCCGCAGCGACAGCGACUGGGACGCCGGAUCCAGCCGCGAGGGCUCCCCCGACCUCGCCCGCUGCGCGCAGAUCUCGCGCGCCUCUUCCUCCUGGCUCGGCGAGAUCGAGCGAGACCGGGUGCGCCUCGUCCGCGAGUGGGUCCACAUGGCCGCCCGCGACGACGACACCACUCCACCGCCCUCCGCGCCCGCUGACCACGCGCGCAGGGACGUCCUCCGGAUCCGCGGCCGCCAGGCGCGCCUCGAGCUCGUCAUGCGAAUGGCAGCCGACCGCCACGCCGAGCUCCAGCGCCUCUCCCAGCACCGCGCCGUCUCCGAAUUCCCGCACCGCAACCGAAUCCACGCGCUGCUCCGGGGCAGGUUUCUGCGCAAUGGCGGUUUGCCAGAGGAGAGGAGGCCGCCGUCGGUUGCCGCAAGGGAGCUAGGGCAGCUGCGGCAACGGCAUCCUGUCUCUGGUUUGAGAGAAGAGUUCCGCUUCAGAUUGGAGAAUCUUGUCCGGGGUCAAGCAGUAAGCCAAUCGGAUGCUUCUUCAGCUCACAAUGUUGAACUAUCUGCAAUUGAGCACUCUGAAUCAAACCCUACUACUUCUCAAGAUACUCAGGAGAGACAUCAACAGACAAGCGAGAGUGUCGAGCUCCAGCAAAUUGAAGGUACAGAAACAGCAUCAGGAUUUGAAAGUAACACCCCUAGCAUUGCUGAAGGCUUGUAUGGGCCUCAUAGUCAAGAAGAAAGUUGGCAGGAAGAUUUGGAACAGGAGAGAAGAGUUUGGCAACAGUUUUCCCAUACUGUGACCGGAGAGGAAUCUGAAAGAAUUUGGCAUGAAAAUGCAGACAACAGUUCAUCUCGUGAGGGGUCAGAGGUUGGAGAUGGUCAAGAUGAUCCUCAUCCAGAAGCGCACGAAGAGUCAAUUAGUGAUGAUAAUCUUCCUGAAGCACACGAAGAGUCAACCAGUGAUGAUAAUCUUCCUGAAGCACACGAAGAGCAGCAUGGCAGUAAUAACCUUCCUGCAGUGCUUGAAGAGCUGCAUGAUAAUAAUCACCUUCAGGAAUCACAUGGGGAGUGGAGUGGAGACGAUCAUCCUAUAGAAGUAUAUGAUGAGUGGCUAAGUGAUGAUCAUCUCCCUGAAGUGAAUGAAGAGUGGCAUGAUGAUGAUGAGUCUAAUGAUACUGCAGAUAAUUGGCAUGAUAAUAAUUCUGACCAACCAAUUGACCAUGAUGCUGCUCUUAUUAGAAGAGCUAAUAUGUUCGUCCCUGGGGAUGAUGAUAAUGUGUACAGCACAGAACUGAGGGAACUUCUAAGCAGAAGGAGCGUUUCUAAUCUUCUUCACAGUGCUUUUCGUGAAAACUUAGACCGACUUAUCCGGUCAUAUGUUGAACGGCAAGGUCGUGGUCCUCUCCCUUGGGAUCUGGAAGGAACAACUCCUGCCCCUAACUCACCAGAGCAAAGUCAGGAGCAGCAAAGAGGUGAUGAGGACCAUGAACUGCAUCAUACAGUUGAUAGGCCUCCUGUAGUGAUACCAACUCCACCUAUGCCUCCUCGUCAGCCACUUUGGCAUUCAGAGUUGCAUCGUAAUAAUUGGAUCAGGCAGAACAUCCAUCGUUCUUCUUCUGAUAUCGAAUGGGAGGCCAUUAAUGAUCUAAGGGCUGAUAUGGCUAGACUUCAGCAAGGCAUGAGCCAUAUGCAAAGGAUGUUGGAAGCUUGCAUGGAUAUGCAGCUAGAGUUGCAGCGUUCUGUAAGGCAAGAAGUUUCUGCGGCCUUGAAUCGCUUCAUUGGGGAGCAAGGGGAAAGGAAAGAAAUUAUUGACGAUGGUUCAAAAUGGAUUAAUGUGAGAAAGGGAACCUGCUGUAUAUGCUGUGAGAAUCCAAUUGAUUCUCUCUUGUACAGAUGCGGGCACAUGUGCACCUGUUCAAAAUGCGCGAAUGAAUUGGUUCGAGGUGGAGGCAAAUGCCCGCUGUGCCGUGCGCCCAUAAUUGAGGUGAUCCGAGCAUACUUCAUCAUGUAGAUACAAGAAAGAAAGAAAGGAGAUACAGGAAACAUGGUUUUUUUUGGGCUGAAGUGUGCAGUUGUGGUUAGUGGGUGUAUGAUUAUAUUCAAUUUUUGGUUAUUGGGGUGUGUACCCGUCCAAUCUCUCUAAUGCUUUUUUUUUUUUUGGUUUCUGGGCUGCCCUGGUGUAAGAUAUGGUUUUGGGUGUGGCAGAAGUGCUCUGAUUGGACCGUGGGAAGUCACUAAUUUAUUUGACAACUGAUGGGUUGAGCAUGAAAAGGGAAAAUUACUGUGAGUGCUGGCUGUGCUUCCUCGAGGCA
This is a messenger RNA of Phragmites australis (common reed), 2600 nucleotides long. RefSeq lists its product as uncharacterized. Lineage: Eukaryota; Viridiplantae; Streptophyta; Magnoliopsida; Poales; Poaceae. The transcript has 7 exons. The record is from RefSeq and is a predicted model, not a curated record. The coding region runs from base 224 to 2299 and encodes 691 amino acids.